This is a messenger RNA of Lactuca sativa (garden lettuce), 495 nucleotides long. RefSeq lists its product as uncharacterized. NCBI's taxonomy places the organism in Eukaryota, Viridiplantae, Streptophyta, Magnoliopsida, Asterales, Asteraceae. The record is from RefSeq and is a predicted model, not a curated record.
AUGAAUCCCAUAGAUGAAGAGAAGAAUUGGCUGAAUCUUAACAUGGGACAAAACUUUGAAGAUUCUUAUCCAGGAUCAAAACGAAUCUCAAUGAAGAUAUGCCACUUCUGCAAGAGGAAGUUCUACAUCCCACAAGCACUUGGGGGUCAUCAAAAUGCUCAAAAAAGGGAGAGAGAUGUAGCCAUAAGAUACCACUCGCUUAACAUGGACACCAAGUUCCCAAUUCAUCGAACACUUGGUGUUCAUACACACUCAAUUCCAUAUAAACCAAAAGUAAAUGAAGGGAGGGUAUUAAGCAGGGAGUUUAAGCUUCUAGGUCUUGUGGAAGACGAUGGGAAGCCUUUGACUAAUGAUGUUAGGAUCAUUAAAAAAAAUUCAAUCCCUGUGUUUGGAAAAAGGGUUCUUGAGAAUGGAGAUGAAGAAGAUGAAAGAGACAAGGGCAAAAUGGUCAUUUUGACAAAUUUAACAGCUAGGCUGUUAAAUUUGACAAUAUAA